Orbilia oligospora ATCC 24927 is the source of this 1446-nucleotide messenger RNA. RefSeq lists its product as uncharacterized. The transcript has 5 exons. Bases 1 to 1446 code for a protein of 481 amino acids. The record is from RefSeq and is a predicted model, not a curated record. NCBI's taxonomy places the organism in Eukaryota, Fungi, Ascomycota, Orbiliomycetes, Orbiliales, Orbiliaceae.
AUGUCUUCGUCUACGUCCUCGCUUUCUUCCCUUUCUUCAAGCUCCUCUGGUUACUUGAAGCCUAAGGUUGCUUUGAUUGGCAGUGGGGGGUUACUUGGAGACGCUACCUUGACAGCUUUCCUGUCACCAGAGUUCUCCGAUUACUUCGAGAAACCAAUCAGAGUUUUGACGAGGAACAUUGCGCAGCCAUUCCCUGCGAAUGCCACAUUCAUACGAGUGGAUUGGGAUGAUGACAAUGUUGAAGACCAUCUUACGCGCUGUCUCCGUGGCGUAAGCGUAGUGGUCAACCUUCUAGGCUAUAAUCCUGAUGCCUGGGAUGUCAUUACGAGAGCUGUCUGCAGAGUUAAGCCCCAGCUUUACAUUCCACCAGAAUUCUCCUUCGACCAUACUCUAUGGGACCCUCGAAGGAUACCAAUGGCAUCCGUCGUUGAUGACAAGCGACGCCAGACGCAGCGAGCACGAGCAGCAGGGGUUCGCACUGUUCAGAUUUUCUGCGGAAUCAUCAUGGAAAAUAUCAUAUCCGGACCACAUACCGGUGUCGACUUCCUUCCCUCCAGAAGACGGAUAAUGGCUCUCACCUCGGACAAUGGUGUCGAACACCCUGUUUCUUUCACAUCGUCCUGGGAUGUCGGCAAGGCUAUCGCCGCUGUAUCUACAAUGCCAGCUGCAGUUACUCACGGGGACCUUGACCAAGUCCACAUCUCCGGCGAUAUUAGCUCUUGGAGCAAGCUAGCAAAGCUUAUGAGCGCACAACUUCACCCCAUGAGCUCUUCUUCUUUCGAAUCACAACUCCUUAACGACGCUAGCCCCGUUGAAUAUUUCCUUCGGAUCGCUGCAGCAGAAGGGCAACUUCACUUCCCAUCCUCACAAUCAUCUCGUUCCCGGAGAGCAGUUCCCACAAACCAGAAUAGCCUAGUGGAUACCCGUUCACUAGGCGCCCAGCCAUGGGUUAAACUAGCCCAAGUCGUUCGCCAUUUUGAUAAACAUGAUAAUGAUGCAGCCCGACAGUCUGGCACAAGUAGCCCAGAAGAGUCCUCCAAAGCGACAGCCAGUACUACCAAGAAGAGAAAACGGGCCAGCGACUCCGCUGGGAGCAGUGUCGAAAUCGACAACAAUACCCUCCAAAGCUACGACGAGGAUCCGAAAUCCCGAGGAAGUCUAGAGAACAUUACAGACGCUAAAAUCCCACCCGCCCUAUUGCCGAAAGUUAGAACCUCCAAGCCUAGAUCCUCAACCGCGGCCGUUCGAAGGAGUGCUAGGUUGGCGACAACAACACGGGAAUCUGCAGCCGUGUUGGAUCGAAGGGUGACCCGCAGCAUGACAAAACGGGCGAACAACAAUAAGACCAAGAAUAUUAAUCAGAAUACGAGGAAGAACGAAGACAAGAACAAUACGAAGGCAGCUGCCCCGACCGGGCGGUCAAGCCAGCGGAGACGAGUCGGUUGA